UAUUUAUACAUCUUCAAACGUCCUCCUUCUUUGGGCCAUGACAGGUGCCCCUCAGCUCCACCUGUCCAUCCUUUUCCACAGCCACAUGGUGGUGGACAAAUCCAGAAAGGGAUCAGUCAUUCAAGAAAUGGCAUGCUGAAGUGCCACGGGGCCACGGAAGAUCUCUGGACACCGGAUCAGACGCAGCUGCCCCCCGGCUGCUAUUUUCACUCAGCUUAAAGCACCAUGGGCAGCCAGCAUCUAUGCCAUGGACUACCCACAACAACCAGUCUGCCUCUGCACGCCAUGAAGUCCACUGCAGGCGAGCGAGGGCUAACUCAUGAACAUCCUGCACACGAUACCCAGAGCUUACCCUCCGACCCUGAUGAGCUCGACAGCAGCAGUGACAGUUCGGAGAAAUCCACCGGGAGCCCAACGCGGGGCCACAGGGAGGCGGGGAGACACAGAGGAGGCCGUAGACUCUCAGGGGUUAGUAAACAACGGCAGGCAGCUAAUGCUCGGGAGCGAGACCGUACACACAGCGUCAACACCGCCUUCACGUCUCUACGCACCCUCAUCCCCACGGAGCCGGCCGACAGGAAGUUGUCGAAAAUCGAGACUCUGCGAUUGGCAUCAAGCUACAUUUCACACCUGGCCAACGUGCUUCUGCUAGGGGAGGACUGCAGGGACGGGCAACCGUGUCUAAAAUAUCAAAACAUCUUGCAAAGCAACACCAACCUCAAAACCCCACCAGUACGACCCAUCUGCACCUUUUGCCUGAGUAACCAAAGGAAAAUGCUUAGAGACGGGGAAAAGCAAACAACUGCGUGACAGCAGAAGUUCUCUGACUGACUGCUGCUAUGUACAAGCUCUCAACUUCUGAAUGUUUACAUGUAUAGAGACAUCGCCUUGCACAGAGACAAGACUUUCUGCUGUAUGUUUUUUUUUUUUAAAUCUCUGAGGACAGACAAAAUGAGCGACAAGAAGAGAGAUCUUCUUUAAGAGAUUCUUGAAGAAUCUGCACUUUUUCUGCAUUUCCGAUAAAUGUGUUGCUUCUGCAUGUGUGGCCACCUUAUCAACUGUGUAUUGGUUAAUGUAACCGGAGAAUAUGUGUAAUGUUGCACCUGGUGGGAGGCUAUUUCAGUAUCAGAUAUAGUAAGCUACACCAUCCCUUGCCUUAAAAAACAGUCUUGUGUCUGCCUCUUGCAUGUCACAUGAUGGUAACUGAAACCUUGCGGUUUGCAGUGGUCGCUGUCAGUACAACGACAGGCAAAAUCUCAUCCCCUCCCUCUUGUCUCCACAUCUAAGCUGGGACCCCAAUCCCAACAUGGGUCUCAGGAGACUGCACACAAGAAUCUAACCUCAGCACGAGAACUUGGGUUGGGCAAAACAUACUAAAUAUUUAUUAGAAAGUUCAAGUGGCGCGACUGAAUGCUAAAGGUGGAAGUAUUUCAUAAUGAGAACAUAAUCUUUCAUGUCUUGGGAACAAGGUACAUGAUCCCUAACACGAGCCUUGGUGUCAUGACCCUGACCUCAAAUAUGAUAUAGACUUGUCUCAAAUGCUACCCGCAGUCCUUACUGUCUUUCUUUGAGUCCACAGUUUGGUGACGUAACGCUCGUUCAGACUGUUGUGUAGAAGCGCGCACCAGUGCAUGCUCAGGGAAAUGGGUACAACAAGGUCGCA
Rhinichthys klamathensis goyatoka is the source of this 1663-nucleotide messenger RNA. RefSeq names its product transcription factor 15. The coding region runs from base 226 to 810 and encodes 194 amino acids. Gene Ontology annotation, molecular function: DNA-binding transcription factor activity, RNA polymerase II-specific; RNA polymerase II transcription regulatory region sequence-specific DNA binding; protein dimerization activity. NCBI's taxonomy places the organism in Eukaryota, Metazoa, Chordata, Actinopteri, Cypriniformes, Leuciscidae. Gene Ontology annotation, biological process: developmental process; regulation of transcription by RNA polymerase II. The transcript is spliced from 2 exons. The record is from RefSeq and is a predicted model, not a curated record.